GGAGUCUAGGGGCGUGGGACACAGACAAAGAACAGACACACACUAACACGAGGAGGGAGAAGAGGACUUUUCUGUACACAGUGGAUUUUACACUUGUGGAAUAUAAUUCAUAUUUGGAACUUUGCUGGAGGAGGUCUGUGUGUUAGUGUGUAGUAUAGUGUGCCUACGUUAGUGUGUUUUGUAUGAGUGACUGUGAGAGCAUGUGUGAGUGUGUUAUGUUGUGUGUGUAACAGCCCGGCCCCGGAUGGAAAGGGUUGUCGCUGGCUACUCCGAGGUCUUAGCUCCCAGCCAUGGGGGGCUGCCAGAGUCACCCCUCUGCUGCGGAUACACAAAUAGUACCCCAGCCCUCUGACGUCAACAAACUCUUAUGCCUGUCCAUACCAUAACACCCCCGCCACCAUGGGGCACUGUUCACAAUGUUGACAUCAGCAGACCGCUCGCCUACAUAACGCCAUGACGUCUGCCAUCUGCCCGGUGCAGUUGAAACCGGGAUUCAUCCAUGAAAGAGCAGAGCACACUUCUCCAGCAUGCCAGUGGCCAUCGAAGGGGAGAUAAUAACAAUGAGCUGGAGUUGGAGGAGCGUCCCUAUCUGCAGCAGCAGUAUGUCUCUGAGAGGAUCACACACACCGACAUGACCGCCCUCACCGCCCUGCCACCCGGACUGGACCAGGCUGAGUGGCUCGCCAGCAACACGGUAGCGUUCUUUAAGCAUAUUAACCUGUUCUCCAGUACCCUUUCUGAGUUAUGUACUCCUACCACCUGUCCUACAGCCUGCGGACCAAAUAACAUAGUGUAUACAUGGACAGACGAUCAGGGGAAGAAGUUGAGGUGUUCCGCUCCUCUCUACUUUGACUACACCAUGUCCUACAUCCAAGACCUACUGACAGAUGAAGACGUCUUCCCCACCAGAGCAGGGUCAGUGUUCCCAGCAGGCUUUGUUUUCUUGGUCAAGAAGGUGUUUCUGCUGUUGUUCCGUGUUCUGGCUCAUAUCUACUGGAGUCACUACAGAGAGGCCCUGGUUCUGGGACUACACCCCCACCUCAACACGUUGUUCAUACACCUCACACACUUCAGCCUUCAACACGACCUGCUGGAAGCAGAACACACACAACCUCUACAGGACCUGAUCAUUGCUCUGGGACAGUACAGCCUCACCUGACACACACACAAAUGUAACUUCACAGAUGUACACGCACGCACGCAUGUAUGUACACAUACACACACAGCUUCAAUGAAUUUAGAGAGACAGACUCAGCGACUCUGUUGUAUAAACUGUGAGAUAACCUUUUAAUGCAGUGGGCUAAAUCAGGGUCACUUGGUAGUCUUAAGAAAAUUUACUUUGAAACAAAAAUAUACAACUCACACAUGGGCUUAAAAAAAAGAAGACACCUGUACCAUGUCAGAUAUAGAGUUGAAAUGUAUUACAUUUUGCAUUUACAUCCCAAUAGACUUUAUAUACUGUACAUCACAGAAGACUGAAAUAUAACGAAACUGUUUGACAUAGAUUUUCUGCAUUUAAAAAAAAUCAUGUUUAUUAAUAAUAAAAAAAUAUGAAUAACAUUCUACCAACGAGGCCACUAGGUUGUUUGACUGCAGGAAAGGGUUAUGUAAGAAGAGGAUGUGUGUUGCUCUUUAUGCUUUUGCAUGUGAUAUGUAUAAUAGAUAAUAUAUGUUAUGAAGAUGAUGUUCUUGUAUGUUAUUAAACUGAGGUCAAAUGAA
This is a messenger RNA of Oncorhynchus tshawytscha (Chinook salmon), 1719 nucleotides long. Its product is annotated as MOB kinase activator 2. Gene Ontology annotation, cellular component: cytoplasm; nucleus. The coding region runs from base 500 to 1159 and encodes 219 amino acids. The transcript has 6 exons. Gene Ontology annotation, biological process: positive regulation of protein phosphorylation; signal transduction. The record is from RefSeq and is a predicted model, not a curated record. Lineage: Eukaryota; Metazoa; Chordata; Actinopteri; Salmoniformes; Salmonidae. Gene Ontology annotation, molecular function: protein kinase activator activity.